AUGGAUACUGAUUUAGCUUAUUGUCUUGAAAGAUUCAUUGAUGAUCAGAUAGAAUUAAUAGAUCAAAAUUUGGAAACCAUCGAACAAAAUGAAGCUCAUGAAUAUGCCAAAAUAGACGAAUUAAUGUUAUCAGAAAACCCGACAACAACAGCAACAACAACAGAAGCAACUCCAAUAAGCCAAAGUACACAUGAAGAAGACGCAGCCAUUGUUCAACGUUUCGUUAGCGAUCUACUUGAUACUGUAAAUAAUGAUAGUGCUGCAAGUAGUCCGAAUGAUUUAAAAGAUUCUUUAGAUGAAUUACGUUCGGAACUCACAAAACAGAUAGAUGAAUGCAUGGAGUUUAUAGUUCGAAUUCGCAAAUUAGCUAGACCUAUACUUGGUUCGACUAAUUUCGUGACACAAUGUAGAGAAUUUACCAAUCGAUUAAGUGCGGAAAAGAAAUCUGAAAAAAAUUUUACAGAUUUAUGUCAAAUUAUAGAAACAAGUGAUUUUCGUAGUGUUGUUGAAAAUAUUCAAAAUUGGUGGAAAGAAACAUACGGGUCUUCUAUAAAUGAAAUUAUUCAUUUAAAUAAACGAUAUAAUCCUGGUAUUAACAAUAACGAUAUGGUUAUUUUACCACCACGAUGUUCAAUAAUAUUAUGUGCAAAAAGAAUUAUCUCGAUUCGUAAUAUGGAAUCAAACGCUGAUUCACGAAAGCAUGAUAUUGUAUGUGAAUUCGUUCGAGAAAUUCAAUCGAUUGAUGAUAUCAAUAGACAAGAAAUCAGUGCUGAUGAUCUCAUUGUACAACUGGAUAACUGUGAUAUUAAUAGUGCUAUUGAAUUUGCAAAUAAUUGGUUGAGUAAACGAGACGCUAUUCGUGAUAAACAAAAAGAAGAAGAACAAUAUGAAAAAGCACGGCGAGAAGUGAAGGCUGAAUUCAAUCGACAACGCAUAGCUCAAGACGCUAAGAAAUUAGCUUUAGCGGCUCUUCUACGACGAUUAGCUAUUGGAUCAACAAAUACUAAUCAAUUCGAUGAAAAAUUGAAAGCGACAGUGGAUAAUCAAAAGGAGAAAGGACAUAUUCCCAUCAUUACGGGAGAUAUCAGAGAACCAAGUGCUCUUCUUAUUCCUGAUGGAAACAUACGUAUCACUAGAGUAGAAUCAGGAUCUGUAAUUGUGAUUGGAUAUGUAAUGCCACCAUAUGGCAAGAAUGUUAUUGAAGGAUUGAAUGGAAAUGCUCGGGAUUCUGCAGCACGUAUUGAAGCAGUACGUCAAAGUUGUUCAAGUUACAAUGGACAAGUCGAGUCGAUAACUCUCGGUGAUUUUGGAUUAUCAAUUGAUCAUAAACUUAUGGAUCCUGCAUGGAAUCGUAAAUAUCUUUGGUCUCCUGAAGAUCCCGAAAAAGGAGAAUAUUGGAAACGGUCACUAAAUAGAGGUGGUAGACCAUAUUUUUGUCCAUCAGAAGAAAUUGCUUUAACUGAUUUAACUGAUCUUGCAACAAGUCCUCGAGACGAAGCUCGUGAAGCAUCUUCUGUAUCUCAAACUAUGCCUCUUGUUAAUCCAUUAAAUAGUGUCCAUAUUUAUAUCGUCAAACAAAAAAGACAAGCUUUUUUUUGUUUAAUGUUUUAA
Messenger RNA from Rotaria sp. Silwood1, 1611 nucleotides. The record is from the annotation of a GenBank genome assembly. NCBI's taxonomy places the organism in Eukaryota, Metazoa, Rotifera, Eurotatoria, Philodinida, Philodinidae.